Messenger RNA from Serendipita indica DSM 11827, 1074 nucleotides. The record is from the annotation of a GenBank genome assembly. Lineage: Eukaryota; Fungi; Basidiomycota; Agaricomycetes; Sebacinales; Serendipitaceae.
AUGCACUCUUUGGUCUUCCUAGUCGCGGCAGUGUACCCCGUCGUUGCCCACCGCUACGCCCUCAAAGACGAGAUUGUCGGUGAAAAGUUCUUUCAUUCUUUCAGACACGAGUCUAUUCCAGAUCCCACUCAUGGCCGCGUCGAAUAUGUAGACGAUAGGACAGCACGACAGCUGAAUCUAUCGUACGCGACAGAAGAUCAUUUCAUUAUGCGUGCCGACCACUCGACUCGGCUUGACUCCUGGAGCACAGGGCGCAAGUCUGUCCGCAUUCUCUCGAACGAUGCGUACUCCCACGGUACUGUCUUAGUCGCGGAUAUUGAACACAUGCCCACUGGAUGUGGAACAUGGCCCGCAUUUUGGACCGUUGGCGACACCAACUGGCCAUACAAAGGAGAGAUCGAUAUCCUGGAGGGGGUCAACGACGUUUCGCCCAACAUGGUCUCCCUACAUACUUCGGAAGGGUGCAAACAGCCAUCACAACGCGCCCAGAAAGGAUCCUCGGUCAACCGUGAUUGCAAUGCAUUCGUCAACUACAAUUCAGGCUGCAAUUCAAAGGUGAACAAUCAAUUCUCCUAUGGACCGUCGUUUAAUGCAAUGGGCGGUGGAUGGUAUGCCCUCGAGCGCACUCGAAAGGAGAUUAAAGUCUGGUUCUGGCCGAGAAAUGAUGCAACUGUUCCUGCCGAAGUCGCCAGUCGCUAUCAUCACUCGCGCGGCCUUAUCCAAGCUCCUAUAGUCGGCGACAUUCCGCUGGGUGGCCAUCAUCAUCAUCCCGACACGAUCCAUAUCGACACAUCAACCUGGGGCGUACCAGAUGCACUCUUCGUCGAUGACCAAUGUGAUAUCCCAAGUCAUUUCAAGGAACAUCAUAUUGUCAUCAAUCUGACGUUCUGUGGCGAUUGGGCUGGAGAAUUUUUUACAUAUCGCGGUUCUGGAUGUCCUGGAAGCUGUGUUGAUUAUGUAAACUCGAAUCCAGAGGCGUUCAAGGAUGCGUAUUGGGAUAUCCGGGGGAUCCGUGUCUUUGCAAAGCCAGAGGAGGAAGAAAAUUAUCAAGACUGGUUUGUGAAGCGUACAUAG